AUUAAAAUAACUUGAAUAAAGUAGAAGAAAGUAUUAUGGAAAAUUAUUUAGAAUUAUUGCCUGGUGAUUUUGCUCAGGAUUUGACUGGGAAACCAUUUUUGGGGGAGACAUAUCCUUCAGAAUUUAUGACUGCUCUAGGGGAAUGCCGAGUGGAGGCCUUUACUGAUCCCUUUGAAUUCUUACAAUGUACUGAAGAGGUUUUGAGAGUGCAAGAAAGUUCGCAAUAUAAUGAAGUCAAGUGAAUUCAGAAUUCAUUUACUGAAACUAAAUCUUCUUCAAACAGGAAUCCUAAAAAGCCUGGGAGAAAGCCUGAAGUUACUGGGCUUACCUGAAGAAAGGAUAUAGCUCUCAAGGCUCUUCUCAGAAACAUCAGAAGAUUCCACUGGGAAAAAUUGAAGAUCCAUACUCAAUUCACAACUAAAAGAAGGCAGUCAAAAUCUGAAUGCGAUGCAUUUUUGGGGGAGUACAUUCAGAAGGAACUUGGAGUUGAGCCUAACCAAAAGUUCAUUUCAACACUCAACCUAUACCUGUUCUCAGAGAGACCCAGGCCUGGAGAAGCCAAAAAUCUAUUCAGAGAAGUCCUGUACACAUACAGUGCUGCUAAGCUCAACAAUUGCUUGCUAAACAAGUACUUCAGAUGUCUUGUUUACCACUAUAUCUUCGAAAUGGGUCCUAAAAUAUCAGAUUCAAACUCAAAGAUAGCUAUCCAAAUGAUGGAGAAGAAGUGUAACGAUUGUGAGAUCUAAGGCUAGUAUCAGAGGAAAAACACCUGACUCGCCAUAUUGGCUUAUGUAAACCAUA
This is a messenger RNA of Moneuplotes crassus, 801 nucleotides long. NCBI's taxonomy places the organism in Eukaryota, Ciliophora, Spirotrichea, Euplotida, Euplotidae. The record is from the annotation of a GenBank genome assembly.